AUGCAAUUUGUAGAAUAAAUAAAGGAUCUGUGUGAAGAUAAUUAAAAUUGCAAGAAAGAAAAUUGUUAAGAUUUACAUCCCAGAAUUUUUGUUGGAAUUUGCAUUCCUUAUUUGCAUAGUAAAUGCAAAUAGAAAUCUAAUUGCUAACUAAAACAUGUAAAUAAGGAAAAACUUAAAGAAUUAUUGUAAAGAAGUCUUAUAAAUGGAGUUUUUCAAUUUAAUUUAUGCAGAGCAGGAACUACUUGUACUAAAUCUAGUUGUUAGUUUUUACAUAGAGAAUGGAUGAAUGAUAUAUGCCUAGACUAUUUUGAAGCAAGCUGUUAAUAGAAAUAGGGUUGUAAUUUGAAACAUAUUUAUUGGAAUAAUUUGGCAAAGGAAGUAUAUAAGAAAUACAAUUAAGAAGGUGUAAAUCCAGAAAAUUAUGACCCAAAGAAUAUUAAUCAUAUAUUUCAAUAAUCUUUAUGUACUGAUUAUUUUGAAGGAAUCUGUCCAUAUAUAAGAAAUUGUCCAAAUAAAAAUCAUAUAGAUUGGGAAGAUGUAGGAAAAGAAAAUUUUUAUAAGAAAACAAAUUUGAGAUAAUGUACUUAGUAAUUUAAUAAUACAUAAUAUGGGUCUGUUGAAAUAAAAGAUACAAAUUUUAUUGAUCAUUUCUUUGAAAGAUUACAUAAUGAAUUAAGGAAGAGACAAAUAAAAAAAUCUAAUGUUUUAGAUGUCUUAUUUAUUAUAGAUAGCACUGGAAGUAUGACAGAUUAUAAAAAUAUUGUUUAAUAAAGUAUUUCAACAGUAGUAAAUUAAUGUACAAAGUUGGUCAAUGAUUAAAAAUUAGUAAGAGUGGGAGUAGUAGGUUAUAGAGAUUUUGAUGAUGAUAAAAAAAUAGAAUUUAGAGAAUUUACUAAUAAUCAUAAUUUGAUACAUAAUUUUGUAUAGCAACUAGAAUUUAAAGGUGGAAAUGAUGAUCCUGAAGAUUUAUUAGGAGGUCUUUAAAAGGCUCUUCGUUUGGAUAUAAGUGGAUACUAAGAAAGUUUAUUAUUUUUGUUCUUAUUUUGUGAUUCACCAUCCCAUGGACCAUAUCAUUUAAAUUUAUGUGAUUUAUAUCGAGAUUCAGUUUAAGAAGGAUAAAUUGAAAAAGUAAUACUAAAAUUUUAUGGCCGUAAAAAAGAUAGGACUUUUUUCAUUGGUUUUAAAUUUACAGACUAAACUGAUUAUAUGUUUGAAAAAAUAAAAGAAGCACUUCCAAAUGCUAUUAUACUUGAAGCCAAUGAUUAAAAUUUACCUGAAAAUUUAAGUUAACUAAUUGAAGGAUCUUAUAAAAGCUCAAUGAUAGAAAACCCAAAAUAAGAGAAAAAAAUUAAGGCAAGAUUUAUUUAUACUACUUGUUUAAAAUUUGAGAUUUCUGAUUAUGAAAAAAUUGAUUAUUGUAAAAAAUUUCUUGCUUAUUAAAAAGAAAAUGAAUCUUAAGAAAUGACAAUGCUUAUAAUAUAAGAAAAAUGUAUUGAAUUAAAAGGAUAAGAAAAAGGAAAUAACUGUGAUAUUUUUCUAGGAUUUGAUAUAUUAAGAAAUAGAUAGAUUGUAAUAAAAAUUCCAAAAUAUAUUAUUGAAUCAUAUAAUAAAAAAAAAUAGCUUACAGCUCAAUAAGAGGAAGAAUACAAAAAAUUUUUAGAUACUCGAUAUCUUAGUUUAUUAAUAGCAUAACAUUUAGCUUAUCAUUUUAGGAUUGCUACAUAAAACAUUUAGGAAGCACCUCCUAUCUUUUUUGCUUCACCUGUUAAAUAUAUACUUGAUGAACCAUUCUUUGGUAGAACAUACUUAUUUGCUGAAUCAUACAUUAAUAGACCUAAUAGAAAAUGGUAAAAAUAUACAAAUAAUAAUCGUUAUUCUGAUCAUUAAGAGUAUCAUUAUACUGCCUUUUCACACUACACUUAUCAAAUGACAGGAAAAUAAUUGGUAAUUACAGAUUUAUAAGGAAAAGAAAAUGUAUUAUCAGAUCCUGUCAUUCAUACACUUGAUAAUCAAAUCAAAAAAAUUCUACAGGAUAAACACAACUUCAGCUAAAAAGGACUUGAAGAGUUUUUCGACGGGCAACAUCCAGACUGCCACAAAUUAUGCAGUGAACUUAAAUUAUAUGAAUAUAAUAGAGGUGGGGUUCUUACUAUUGAUGAAUAAAAAAAGAAUACAGGAUGGAUUAGAUAACCUGAUGAAAUUUUGCCUGGUAUUUGUGAAAUUUGUGGAUAAUUUACAAAGUCUACUUAUGAAAAUUAUCAAAAGUAAAAGUCUAAAAUGGUUUGUGAAAAUUGUUUAGAUGGACAAUUGGAAUAUAUCGAUAUUACUUGUCAAUGUUGUUUAAAUGAUUACUCUUGUUAAAUCAAUAUUUAGAUCAAAAAUUUGCAAUUACCAGAAAAAUGUUAAGAUUGUAAAUAAUACUGUAUUGAGGGUAAUCAGAAUAAAUGCUUGUAUUGUGAUUCAAUUUGUAAAAAAAGACUAAGGCAACUCUAAAUUUAGGAUCAAAAAAUAAGCAUAUGUUCUGUAGCAUAAUAGUUUCUUAAUUCUCUAAAAUGCUAUUAUUGUAAAGCCUUUUAUAAGUUUGAUAUUAAAAUAGAAAAAGAGAAUUACGAAAAAUCAUUUUAUUUAUGUUUAAAAUGUUAAUAAAAAGGUUUAGACUGA
Messenger RNA from Paramecium pentaurelia, 2661 nucleotides. The record is from the annotation of a GenBank genome assembly. Lineage: Eukaryota; Ciliophora; Oligohymenophorea; Peniculida; Parameciidae.